Coregonus sp. 'balchen' is the source of this 4610-nucleotide messenger RNA. Lineage: Eukaryota; Metazoa; Chordata; Actinopteri; Salmoniformes; Salmonidae. The record is from the annotation of a GenBank genome assembly.
AUCACGUGAUGCCAGCUUCCGGCCUUAAAUUGUUUUCCCUGUCCAAGAAACGUGAAUUUCAGAUAAACAAACAAACGUGAUAUUUUUAUUUAGCUACGAAACGUUCGAAUGUAGCUGGUGUUAGCCGCAUACAUUUGACCAUGGUGAAAUGCGUGGUCCAGGGGUGUCCUAAUCGAAGCGACAAUAAUAAAGGAGCGUUUCCGAAUCGACCUUCCAAGAGGUUUUUCAAUUUACCUAAGGCCCAGGCUCGAGUGAAAGUGUGGCUUGCCGCACUGCGAGAGACGGAGAAGGAGGAUUCAACAGAGGAUCACAUAAUAUGUGAAGACCACUUUCUGACAGACCACAUAACACCUCUCGGAAUAAGCGAGGAUGCCAUUCCUAUAAUGCCCCCAUACCUUGACGGGCCACUGAGUCUGAUCAGCCCGUGGGGCGAGGACUCUUCUGACGAAGAGGAAUUCGUGGAUGAUGAUGCUUCGGCUACGCACGUGAGGAUGCUCUCAUCACUUUGAUCGACAGCUUUCUUACUGCGUUCAUUUAAGUCGUUGUUUUUACAUUUAGCAACCCCUGUCUAUGUAUUUUAUUUACAGAAUGACGAUGUUGAAGAAGAAUAUGAUGAGAGUCAGGCCGAGACAGCACCAUCUGCAUCUAGGUAAGGUUGCAGCACUCUAGCCUGUAUAAAGGCUAAAAAUGGCAAUAAUAAGCAUUCAUCCUUUUGUGUUUUUAACUACUGGCACACUUGCAUUGUGCACUUCUACACACCGCUCUAGGUGAAUGAAAACAACGAGGCCUAUUUAAGUGGAUGGUGUUAUUUUGUAUCAUCUUCACUCUAGGUUCCGUAAACUGGUUGAAGGCACCAAGACAAAGACAAGACAAGGUAUGGGUGAUCAUCAUUACUGAAAAAGAAUGCCGCUUCCCUGCCUUGGACAAUGUGUGCGUCCCUAAUGGCACCCUAUCCCCUAUAUAGUGCACUACUUUUGACCAGGACCUUUAGUAAACCAUAUAGGGGAUAGGGUACAAUUUGGAAAUCAGAUAAUGUGGAAUCAAUUAUCUUUUUUUGGCUUGAAGCAAUAUUGUACCUUUUUCCUACUGUAGUCAGUGCUUCCACUGAACCCAAGACAGUGUUACCGGACAUCAGGAAGGGAUUUGUCCGCCACGAUCUAUCCUUGGCUCUGUUGACCAAGAAGUUCCUAAGGCUAAUGAGUGGCGCCCCUCAUGGUGUCAUGGACCUCAACCUUGCAGCACAGAACCUCCACACACGCAAGCGGAGGGUAUAUGACGUCACCAACUGCCUGGAGGGGAUCAAGCUCAUCCAGAAACAAUCGGCCAACAAGAUCAAGUGGAUGUGAGUAAUACGGCUUGAACACACCGGCUCUUUGCCAGUCUGUGCUCCCACCAUCUGUGCUUAUGUGUCUGUUUUGACAGGAUGUGUUCAUGCAGGGUCGUAUUCAUUAGGCACCAAAUUGAAUAAAACAGACUGAAAUAGGAAGGGACUACCUGAACUUGUCCAAUAAGAAAGACUCAUUUUCAUGUUCUGUUACAAAACUGUUCUGCAUGGUUGCAAGGGGUUGAUCUGUGUGGUUUCCCCCUCUCCCUCCCCAGAGGUCCGUGUCCAGUUGCCAGUUUUGUGGGGCCGAAGCAGAGGCUUCAGCGGGAACUUAAGAACCUGAAGACGGUGGAGGAGAGUCUGGAUGAGCUCAUCAAGACCUGUGCCCAGCAGCUCUUUGACAUGACCGACAGCUUGGACAACAUAGAAUAUCCUUUUAGAAACGCAUACAGUUCAUUUCACCUCUUACAUGGGUUACGUUUCCAUUCUCCAACCUUUUCCAGAAGUGUGCACUUGCACACUCGCCAUCAUGGAUUUAAAAGCAUAGGAUUGGUAUAGGCUUUGGCUGGAGGAAGUUUCCACCAUUGUAAAAUCCAUGUGAGAAAGUGCAAUUGUGAAUGAACCUAUGUUUCAGUUCACAAUCAUCAGGAAUGAACCACGCUGUGCCCAAACAUUGGUUCAGUUACCUCAGUCUCUACUAAAGUACAAGUGUGUUAUGUAUCCUCCUGCUGUUGUAUCCUCUUUAACUCCCUCUGCACAUUAGCCUACGUGACCCACAGUGACAUCAGUGGUAUCAAGGUGUUCCAGGAACAGACAGUCGUUGCCAUCAAAGCCCCGGAGGAGACCAAGCUGGAGGUGCCCACACCCAAGGAGGUACAGUAAGCCCUGGAGGGCCAACUGCAACCCUGCUUUAAGCAUCAAACAACGGAGAAUCUGAGUGCGGAUAGACUGCCGAUGGGUACUUAUCACAGUAGGAGGCCGUUCCUUCUCUUGCUAGAACAAAAUACGUACCUGCUGUGUACCAACCUGGUACUGACGAAACUGCCGUUUCUACUUGUAGAAUCGCAAUGCUCGGCAGUGGCCGACAACUUGACUUUGAGCCAAUUAGAGAGCACUGACCUCCAUGUGGGGGAGCCGACAUGAGUGACAAGAAUAAGGAAGAAAGAGGGUACUUUUUCCUGUCUAAUCCACCCUUUUUAUCAGACUUGUUUUAACUAAAACCUUCAUCUUUGAAGUCUAAGGAGUGUUGUGCUUGAGGAGGGAUUUUUGAGUUAGGUUUGCUAAUGUGCACUUAUUAGUUAGCUAGCUAGCAAACGUUAGCUUGCAAACUGAGCAAGGCAGUCACACACACUUCAUAUGAAACGAAUGGGGUGGUAAUAAGUGCAGCACAAUGCACACAACACUAAAUGCUUUACUACUCUAGCUAUCUGGCCACUGUAGCUAGUAACAUUGCAAUUCAAUCACAAUUGAUUUGUUUCCAUGAAGCAGCUGUCUGUAGCUGGCUGCCGAGAGUAAAUGCAGCGUCUUUACUUUACUUAGCAAGCACAACAGCUAGCUAGCGAAUCAUGCUAACAAUUUAGCUAACGUUAGCCAGCUAGUUAAAAAUGUAUCUAUGGGCUUUACGAGAUUAUGGAGAGUUAAUUACAUUGUUUCUUUGUCAUCUUGCUAGCUGUGGCCAUCUGGCUAGUAUCAACAAAGGCUUUCUACAACAGUAGCAACAUUAGUGCAGCUAUAGCUAACAUUGACUAGUAACAACGCUACUGCCGCCUUCUGGUUUGGAGUAUUUUAACAAGGCUGAGUGGCUGACAACUUCAAGGUCUUUGCUGUGUGAACACAAAAGAAAUUGACUGCCGACACUUUUCAGAGGUGCUAAGUACUGUCGGCAGGAAAACGUUUGACAAUCCUACAGGUGUGUGUGAGCUUUUACAGACCUUGAUCGUGUUCAUUAGGAAACACAGUAGCAAACCGUUGUGCAACUAAAAUGUGUGUUUCUUAUUGGACAAGUUCACGUAGUACCUCUCCAUUUUGGACCGUUUUCUUCUGUUUUGUGCCCAGUGAACACAACUCUGUUGCUGUACAUGCAUGCGCAUUCACUCAUGAUGCACUGAUAAACAGUUUCAGAAUCUGUACAAUUCGAAACCAAUUAGUCUGAUGUUGAUUGGCUGAACUAAUCACUUUGAAUUUUUUCAAUUUUAGGAUGGCAUCCAAAUCCACCUGAAGGGAGGCAGGGGACCAAUCAAAGUGCUGACCUGUGAGAUGGACGGGCCUCCACGUGACACACAGGGAAGUGGAAAGACAUCAGGCUUUCUAUCACUGGAGGAGAGCAGGAUUAAGACCAUGCUUCUGCACACAGGUAACAACACAGCUGUGCUUUUCAAUCAAUCAAAUUAAUCAAUUGCUAAGCUAUAUUAGGUGCCCCAGACAUUUAAUUACAACUAUGUAAAGUACCUUGAGAUGUCCUAUUAUGCCAUGAUUGGAUUGGAACAUUGAGUGUGUUCCUCACUGCAAACAGCAGAGAGAGCCGUUUACUUUAAAAUAGGCUUGGGGGAUACUGUAUCAAAUGAGGUCAGUUUUCUCACAAAAAGAAAGUUAUGAAAGUAGACAUUUUGGUGUGGUCAACAAAUCAACUGUUAAUUGCUCUCUUUCUGUAGGGGCCUCUGCAUCACAGAAUGCUGUACAGAGUGGAUAGUCUGUCGUCAUGGUAGCAUGCUGCACUGUCACAUUGUCCUCAUUGGAUGUUUUUUUUUUCACUGUUUGGACUCCACAUCCUGACAUUGUCACUUUGGGAAGAGGCCAUUUUUGUCAUAAAAAAAACAAACAAAAAAUCUGUGUAAAAUGCCAACGAUUAAAGCAAAGUAAGUGGAGGAAUGUAUGACUUCAUUGUAAAAAGUGCACGUAAGUCAUGAAAUCACAAGCUUUAUUUUUAUACAUGUAGUUUUGAGUUUACUAAAGUGAGUUGUGUGGUUGCAGUACACUACUACUGUAAUAAUGUACUUUUAAAUCAUCUUAAAAUGUGUGCAAAAUGUGACAGCUAUAGUCAUUAGAAAGUAACACAUGCUUAUGUACAGAAAUUAUAAUUCUCCAAGCAGUAUCAUGAUGUACCGUAGUGGAUUUGAACAUGAUGUGUAUGUUCUUUGCUUUUGUUAUUUUUUCAUCGGACUAUUCUGAAUGCCCUAUUAAAAGUUCAACUUUUGUUUGUCUUUCUAAUGUUUUUUUUUCUUUCUAUAAUCUGUUAUUACUUAUUAAGAAAACACUUCCAAUGCAUCCUAUGAAUAAACUCACUUGU